UCGACAUUAAACCAAACCCUCUCAAAAACUGACUCCCGACGGCGCAAUAUACACCUCUUGAGUGGCGUUUCAAAUUAUACAUUCGAUUAUAGAACCCGAUCUUCUGACACUGAUAAGAAUUCCUCGCCUCUUUUAAUCAGGACAACACAGCAGCCUAGCCAUUCAUUCACACACUACACACAUGAACUAGUAACACACGAAGCGCGGUCGAAGCCUUAGCGACUGAAGUACAGCUAGACAAAUCGUUUCAGAGAAGCUGGCUAACAACACGAGUCGUACAACCCUGUCCAGAAAACGUUGUCAAACAGCUUCCUAUCAGCCUUGAUGUGGAUUGGGGAAUUUAAGCAGCACGGCUUCAGUCAUUCAAGCGUUCUACAUCUAGACGAUAGCGCUGGGAAAUUAGUCCCGCCUAGCGGAGGGAUACUGAAGCGAUAGGCCGUGGGGAUAUUCCUGGAAAGCGGGAGUGGGAUAAGAUCAAUGGUGCGUCCGAUGUCGUAAUCCAGCAGAAGCCGUUACCACAACAAAUCCGUUCCAAGAUGGCGGCUUAUGAAUUACCGUCUUUCAAUGACACGAUCAAGGGGGAUAACUCGACACUUGCCCAUGCACUGGAUCCAAUGAUAAUUUUACAAUCUCUCAACGACAAGAAAUCCAUUCUGUUGGCACCUGUCAUAGCGUACACUGUUGUGCUAAUGACUAUCGGGAUUAUCGGAAACCCUAUCGCCAUUUUUAUCUACGCCUUUCGAUGGCCGAGGACGACCACCAAGUGCUUUUUGUUAUGCCUCGCCGUAUUGGAUUUAUGCAACUGUCUCAUCACCAUGCCAACGGAGAUAGCCCUCAUGGUCAACUUUUAUUACUUCAGUAACAGUGUCAUUUGUAAAAUAUCCCGUUUCACCACGUACACCAUGAACAAUGCUUCAGUUUUCGUGCUCCUUGUUGUGGCCAUCGAUCGUUUUAUUAGGAUAUGCUUGCCUCAUGAUCAGCCAAUCAGCAUCCGAGGAUCUAAGAUCGCAUGUGGCGUUUCUGUGGUCGUGGGAGUUGGUGUGUCAUGGCCAGCCCUCGUGAUUUACGGACCGAAAUACGUGGAUAUUCCGAUCCCCGGGGGCCCCGUCAUAACAGGCGUGAUGUGUCAGGUGGAACAUAAAUAUUCCACGACCCCCUAUCCCCUGGCGUUUAUGAUCUACCUGUGGGUAGCGUUCUGUGUCAUCGCAGUCGCGAUGACGGCGUUGUAUAUUAUGAUAGGAAGGGAGAUAAUCAAGAGAAAAAGGAUGAAGAAACAGCGCGGCGCUUGUACGUCAUCGCAUGUUGCGAAAUUACGUAACGAGAGUGCAAGCAUCACAAAUAACGACUCAACGCCAGCGUCACCCAUACCGACAUUGCCCACUUCGCCAACAACGCCACCUGCCGGUAUUCCAAGCAAUGACAGCGCCAGCAGCGCUGCGACGUUACUCAAGGGCAGACUACCCGCACUCUCGACCUUCAAACUCAGUAAAGGCAAAUUACGCCCCGGAAAAACAACUGUUAUGUUAUUCGCCAUAACUAUGGUUUAUAUCUUAAGUUUUCUCCCCUUUCUCAUCAUAGGGAUAAUUCGAUUACGGAUUGGAGCCAAGUUUUAUCCGAAUUUAAGCGGACCGGAAGAAGUGGCCGUUAAUUUAUUUCUCCGAUCCUAUUUGGUCAACAACUGCGCCAAUCCUGUUGUGUACGGACUCUGUAACUCACAGUUUAGAAAGGAAUUUAGAGACCUGUUUAGAUCAAGUUGCAAAAAACACGGUGCGGGGUUGUAAUGGGCUGUAUUCGAGGGGUUUUUAUCCAUUGAAUUUAAACCACAGAAUCCAUAAUUCUUCACGAGCAUGUUCCAUUCUUGUCAUAAAAUAUGUCCAGUUACAUGAGACAAUACAAGUUAUAUGAGACCAGGACAAUAAGCAAGAGGUAAUAAUAGGCUGAAUGGACGCCGGGCUGCAUCAAUGUAGUCGUCAUUGCCCGACUAUAUCGUGUGACUUUUCACUGAAUCGAUGGUAUUGCGAUGAUCCACUGGGUUAUCUCCCUUUGUCAGUGCUCAACGUUGCCUGCAGUUUUAAAUUUUCUUCAUUCACCACCAGGUGUUUAGGAAUAGGGACACCAAUCUCCAGAAACACACGUUUCAAUCAAUAAAUCAAAUAUGACCUGUGUUAUGUUUUACGGAAGAUCGAAGACAAGAGGAUAACAUCCCUCCAACCAGAUACAGAGUUUGUUAACUACACUUUCUGACACUAUUUGCGUUAAAAAGAUUGAAUGUGUCGUAGGUAUCUAGAUAACGCAAAUAUGCAUUAUAAGUUGUAGCAGGAUCACGAGGGGUACCUGGGUUUUUAUGCCUCCCGCGUUAGGUUUUAUACCACGAGACGGAGGCACUGGUGUUCACUUGUAUUGGAUAAAGCUGAACACAGGGUAUUAUGUAUGUAUAUAUGUGAAUAAACAC
Molecule: messenger RNA, 2452 nt
Organism: Haliotis rufescens (red abalone)
Lineage: Eukaryota; Metazoa; Mollusca; Gastropoda; Lepetellida; Haliotidae
Product: G-protein coupled receptor 84-like
Exons: 2
Coding region: 537-1781 (414 amino acids)
Biological process (GO): G protein-coupled receptor signaling pathway
Cellular component (GO): plasma membrane
Molecular function (GO): G protein-coupled receptor activity
Source: RefSeq, a predicted model, not a curated record